Molecule: messenger RNA, 909 nt
Organism: Cylindrotheca closterium
Lineage: Eukaryota; Bacillariophyta; Bacillariophyceae; Bacillariales; Bacillariaceae
Source: the annotation of a GenBank genome assembly
AUGGGCUACUCCAACAGUGUUGAAUUUGAUGCACCAUUAGCAAUGCCAGUGUCAGACUAUUCUGGAAGGAGUUCUCGAAGCUCCGUGAGGGGACCGGACUCUCGAUCACCUCUUCAAUCUAACCGAAAGAGCACCAGAAGAGGCAAUCUCAAGCAAGGCUUGAAAGCACUACUAUCGCCCAUAACCCCCGGCAGAAGAAAGAGGAGUGUUGUUAACUCGGAAUCCAGAUCACGCAAGAGUCUGUCUCCCAAAUUGUUUGGGCUCUCACCCAAAACUCCAGGAGGACGAAAGAAAUUUGUCAUGAACAAGUUGGCCAUCAAUCAUCUAGACCACGACGACGACGAACCAUCGUCUCGAUCUCCCAAAAGUCGGGCCCCGGCCACCACGGGAGCACCCAGACGAAAACUCAGCAAGAACAGCAUCAUCAAUAAGCUAGGAAUUACCAACCUAGAUGACGACGACGAAAGCGACAGUGGCCGCGCGUCUGCACUUAAAUCACCAAAGUCGCCGAAGCUAAGUCCAACGACACCAGGAAAAAGACGGAUCAACAAAAAGAGUCUCAUUCUAUCCGACAUUUUUAUGAAGGGUUUGGAUGAUGAUUUUGAUACUGAUGAAAACGACAAAAAGGAAGACACGGGACCCUCUGCCUUGGACAUUUGGAGGGCGGAACGAAAAGUGGCCAUGUCGCAAGAUCAUGUUACUUGUCGGGACUAUCAAGGGAAUAGCAAUUCCAUGAAAUGCUCCAAGCAAUCCACUGGUGGAAACUUACGGGGUUUGUUUUCCAGGAGUGACAACAGUGUACGAUAUAGCGUGAGAAAGGAGAAGAAGGACGAUUCAUUAGAUCUGGCAAUGCUAGUAAUGGAUGAAAUGGAAGACAGCAGUGAAUUCAUGAAAUCAGAGGAUUUAUAG